AACAUGCUGUGUUGGAGUUUAAACUUUGUCCCGCAGACGCAGACGCAGACGCGGCGAGCCCUGCGGCAGGAACAAGCGGCUUUUAAAGGAGAUUUCAUAGUUUCCUUGAAAAGGUACAAUCCUGGGACCGGACUGAUGGAGCACUACUCUGAGCAGGGCUGCGGUGGAAUGGACUUGUUAGACCUUCUAUUUGACCAGACUGAUGGAAUCCUACGUAACGAGGAACUAGGGCACCAUGGAAACCAAGCCUGGCCAAUCCCAGAGCGUGGUAUACCAGUUGAUGGCACCACCGACUUCCUGAAUGCCUUGCUGAGUGGCAGCGAUUCUGUGUCGGGUUCCCCCCUGUGGUCCCCCUCUCCCAGCGACAGUGGCAUCAGCGAGGACCCCCACUCAGAUCAAAUGGACAGCCCCCCGCCCCCUGACAGCCCCCCUGUGGAGCCCCACUGCCGCAGGGCUCUCCCUAACACCAAAUCGGCUUUGGACGGCUUUGUGGAGCCUGACUUCUCAACUAACCUGGCAGACGGCUGGCCCUACAGCUUCGUCGCCGGGAGCGCCGCGGGGAGGCCGCCUGCGUCGGAGCUGCGCGAGGGCCACUCUGCGUCGCCCGCGUUCCCCCUCACCGUCAAAGACCUGCUGCUCUCCAGCGCCGCCGAGCAUGGUUUAAUGCCCACCUCUUCCUGCCAGACUCAGCAGCCUUCCCAUCAGCCCUUUCAGGAACUCAUUCUCAAUGACGACGAGAAGAAGCUUCUGGCAAAGGAGGGUGUGACUCUGCCCUCCAAGUUGCCCCUGACCAAGUAUGAGGAAAGGAUCCUGAAGAAGAUUCGCAGAAAGAUCCGGAACAAGCAGUCAGCCCAGGAGAGCAGGAAGAAGAAGAAGGAAUAUAUUGACGGACUGGAGAGCAGGAUGGCAGCAUGCAAUGCACAGAACCAGGAACUGCAGAGGAAGGUCUUUCAGCUGGAGAAACGCAACACGUCUCUGAUGGAGCAGCUGCGCAGACUGCAAGUCAUGGUCAUGAGCGGGUCCAACAAAACAGCGCAAACAGGGACCUGCAUCCUGGUGCUGGUCCUGUCUUUCUCCCUCAUCCUGUUCCCCUGCCUGCAGCCGCUCUCCGAGAGCAAAGCUCGUGACGGAGGAGACUUCGGCCUGGUGAGAGUGCAGUCCCGGUCCCUGCACAACGUCCUGUCCUCGCGCGUGCUGGAGAGCCUGGAGCACGACCACCCCGAGGCGGACCAGGAGCCGUUCUCGGCGGACGGCGGGGUGGAGGAGAUCGCGGCGCUCCUGGGCCGCUCCGCCCUCGGCCCGGAGCCCCGCAACGCCAGCCUGGGCGAGGGGAGCCAUCGCCACGGGGACCCCAUCACCGGCCACAUCGCCACGGUGACCUGGGCGGCGCGCCACGACACGCCUCUCCGCUCCUACGCGGAUGAUAUGUGAACGGGGGUCGGG
Anguilla anguilla (European eel) is the source of this 1443-nucleotide messenger RNA. It is a transcript of the gene creb3l3a, whose product is annotated as cAMP responsive element binding protein 3-like 3a. Gene Ontology annotation, molecular function: RNA polymerase II cis-regulatory region sequence-specific DNA binding; DNA-binding transcription factor activity, RNA polymerase II-specific. Gene Ontology annotation, biological process: regulation of transcription by RNA polymerase II. Gene Ontology annotation, cellular component: nucleus. The record is from RefSeq and is a predicted model, not a curated record. The coding region runs from base 4 to 1431 and encodes 475 amino acids. The transcript has 10 exons. NCBI's taxonomy places the organism in Eukaryota, Metazoa, Chordata, Actinopteri, Anguilliformes, Anguillidae.